Molecule: messenger RNA, 933 nt
Organism: Pseudophryne corroboree (corroboree frog)
Lineage: Eukaryota; Metazoa; Chordata; Amphibia; Anura; Myobatrachidae
Product: taste receptor type 2 member 39-like
Exons: 1
Coding region: 1-933 (310 amino acids)
Biological process (GO): G protein-coupled receptor signaling pathway; sensory perception of taste; detection of chemical stimulus involved in sensory perception of bitter taste
Cellular component (GO): membrane
Molecular function (GO): G protein-coupled receptor activity; bitter taste receptor activity
Source: RefSeq, a predicted model, not a curated record
AUGAAUUUCCCAACAUUUAUCCUGAUACUAACUGUCAGCUGUUCUCUGAUAUGUGCAGGAUUUCUUCUCAAUGCAUUUAUUGUGAUACAAUCCUUCAUUUGGUGGCUGAAGGGAAAAACUCUUCAAACAGCUGACAUUAUUAUGACCAGCCUGGGAGUGGUGAGGAUUGUUCUUCUAACUGCAUUCCUUAGGAUUACCAUUGAGGCAAUUGCUGCUCAUUCCGUCCUUCCAAACAAGAAUACUUCAGCAGUUUAUAUGACUGGAAUGAUGUCAGUGGCGUUCUGCAGCCUGUGGUGGGGCACCGUGCUCUGCGUCUUCUACUGCGUGAAGAUCACAAGCUACAGCAACAGAUUAUUCAUGAGACUUAAGAUGAACAUCUCCAGGAUGGUCCCCUGGGUGCUCCUGACAUCACUGCUGGUGUCUUUUCUCUCCAGUCUGCCCAACAUAUGGUGCAUGUACCCAGGACGUUACAUGAAUUCUACCCAGGACAGUUACAGCUCUAGCAUUGGGAAUGGAACUGUGGAGGCCAAUUAUGUGAAUGUGUUCAUCGUCUUCCUCUCAGGAUCCAUCGCACCAUUCCUCAUAUUCUGCGCAGGCAUUUGUCUACUGAUUGCGUCACUCCUAAAACACACCCGGAAUAUGAGCAGCAAAGAUUCGGGGUUCACUAAUACCCAACUAGACGUUCAUAUUAGUGUAAUUAGAAAUAUGGUCUCUUUUCUGUUAUUUUAUGCUCUGUAUUUUAUAACUGGGAACGUUAUGUUUCUGAAUUACACAGAACAUCCAUCCUAUGUUCUAAUCUGCAGUACGUGUGCCUCUGCCUACCCAAGCCUGCACUCUAUCAUGCUAAUAGCCAGCAAUGCCAAACUGAAGCGCUCUCUCCUGGCUGCUCUGCUCUGUGCAGUAACCAGUAACCCAAAUGACCAAAUGCCAUAA